GAGAUGGCCAUCCUGGAGAAGACACAAAGUGACUAAUACAACAAGAACAAGAUGACUAGCACAAUGUGUACCGAGUGCAGUCUCACUGCAGUAUGUACACAAGUUUUCGGUGUUACUUUGGGACACACUAGCAGACGACUUUUAUUUUGUCGAGUUCGGCUCGCGUUAUUUUUCAAAUUCUUAUUAAAAAUAAGCAGUCUUUACAAUAAGUAACUGUGUUUUUUUUCGGCUCCCUGCCUUCCUGGAUGUAGCUGUUUAUGUAUUUAUACUUGAGCUGAUUUUCCCCUUUUUUACGUGUUGUUGUGGGUAAGGACUUUUACGCUGACGGGAGGUGAGGUUUGAUGCUCCGCUCUGCUUAGUCAUGGUGAACUCAGUAUUUCCUUCGCUAUAGAUAUCACUACUAUGGAGGAGGCAAUGCAGUGCAGAUUAAUACCCGUUUUGGGUCUCGCCACAGGUGAACUGCAUUGUACAUUCCCAAAAGGGUCUACAAAGGGCCUAAUGCCUUAGUACUUCAUCAAGCUGUGCUUAAAAACAAAUGGAAUUCUAUUAAGCCUUCAUUUUUUGGACUGAAGCGAUGUCUGAGAAGCAGCCUUAGUUAUGUAUGCAACAGAGUGCAAGGCCGAGGUAACGCCUUCGGAAGAUUGCAAUCGCUAUUUCCACUACACCUUGGAGAACCAUACCAAGCAGGCUUUUGAGAUCAUGAAUGAACUGCGCCUGAACCAGCAACUCUGUGAUGUCACCCUGAAAGUGAAGUACAAUGAAAUGGAAGCGGAGUUCAUGGCCCACAAGAUUGUCUUGGCAUCCAGCAGUCCGGUGUUUAAGGCCAUGUUCACCAAUGGGCUAAAGGAGUGUGGCAUGGAGGUGGUACCCAUAGAGGGAAUCCACCCCAAGGUAAUGGAAAGGCUGAUCGAAUUUGCAUAUACAGCAACAAUCUCUGUUGGAGAGAAGUGUGUGAUUCAUGUCAUAAAUGGGGCUGUAAUGUACCAGAUUGACAGUGUGGUGAAGGCAUGCUGUGAUUUCCUGGUCACACAGUUAGACCCUAGCAAUGCUAUUGGCAUUGCCAACUUUGCAGAACAGAUAGGAUGUGCAGAGUUACAUCAGAAAGCCAGAGAAUACAUCUACAUGCAUUUUGGGGAGGUGGCAAAACAGGAGGAGUUCUUCAACUUGACUCACUGCCAGCUGGUGACAUUAGUUAGCAGAGAUGAAUUGAAUGUCCGUUGCGAAUCUGAAGUCUUCCAUGCUUGCAUAAACUGGGUUCGCUACGACUGUGAGAACAGACGGCCAUAUGUCCAGGCCCUUAUGCGGGCUGUUCGAUGUCAUUUCCUUACGCCUCAUUUCCUACAAAUGCAGAUGCAGAAGUGUGAAAUACUGAAACUGGACUCCAAAUGCAAAGACUACCUCGCCAAAAUAUUUCAAGAGUUAACCCUUCAUAAACCCACCAAGGUGGUACCAUGUCGAGCUUCAAAGGUACCACAGUUGAUAUACACUGCCGGUGGGUACAACAGACAUUCACUUUGUUACUUAGAAGCAUUCAAUCCAUAUGAUAGGUCUUGGAUAAGGUUAGCAGACCUGGAAGUUCCACGCAGUGGGCUGGCAGGGUGUGUAGUUGGUGGAUUGUUUUAUGCAGUAGGUGGACGAAACAACAACCCUGAUGGAAAUACAGACUCCAGUGCACUUGACUGUUAUAACCCCAUGAACAAUCAGUGGUCACCCUGUGCCUCCAUGAGUGUGCCAAGAAAUCGUAUUGGAGUUGGUGUCAUAGAUCGGAUGAUUUAUGCUGUUGGAGGUUCUCAUGGAUGUAUUCAUCACAACAGCGUAGAAAGGGUGUGUGUGCCAUAAAUACCCACAUUUUUGCUAUGGGAGGAUAUGAUGGGACAGAACAGUUAACGAGUGUAGAGCAGUAUGAUGUUGAAACAGAUCAGUGGACUUUUGUGUCCCCAAUGCUUCACCGGCGCAGUGCUCUUGGAGUUACAGUUUAUCAAGGAAUGAUAUAUGUUCUUGGUGGAUAUGAUGGAAACACUUUUCUUGAUAGUGUGGAGCAGUAUGAACCGGCCACAGAUACUUGGGUUGAAGUAACUCAAAUGACAUCGGGACGGAGUGGUGUUGGAGUUGCUGUUACUAUGGAGCCAUGUCGAAAUGAAUUGGAAAACCAGAAGUGUUGUACAUGACUUUUGUGAAGAAAGUCUCCUUGUUCUAGUCUGAUCAUACCACAGAGAAAGAUUUGGAAAGCAGGAAAGAGGAUCCCCAGAGAACAUAAAAUAAGAGGCUGAGAUGGCUUUGUCUGAAAUCUUUAUUUAUUUAAAAGUGUUAAGUAACUACCACAGUGUCUUUGCUGCUGUGCAGCUUUUCUAACAAAGUUACUGACUCUUCUUGUAGCUCCAGUUCUAACAUUGGUAGCAGAAAGCAUUUUAAGUAAUUUUCCCCCAGGGAGUCAUCUUGUGAAAAUUUUGUAUUUAAUUGGACCGACAACUACUUUUAUAGCAAAACUGUAGCACGAGACUAAUUUCUUCAUAUCGAUUGGAAUUGAACUGUUCUGGUUGUACAGUUUAAAGAUUAACAGUUUGGCAAUACAAGUUCUAUGACUACCUCCUAAAUGAAUGUAUAUUUUAUUUGUACUGCUAUUCAUUUGCCGUCAAGCAUUUACAGAAUAUCUUGGAAUCUUUAUUCUAAGUUAAUAGCACCUGAAGGUCAAGAUGUUUGCAGGAGACAAGCAGUUGGGAAGUGGGUGGCGAAAAUAGUUAAAAACUUUUAAUCCCCAAAAUGCAUUUCAGAUGCUCGUUUUUGUUAAGUUAUUGCAGCAGUUAUAAAUUGAUCUGCACGUGUUUUAUGUGCAAAAAAAAAAUUUCCAUGGAGCAGGGUAUGUGGCUUCAUACAUCUUUCAUUGUUUUAAAAGUUGUUUUUCCUGGCGGAGUUAAUAAGUGCCACAUUUGUAUUAAAAGUAGUAACUUUGAUCAGUUUCAGAAUGAGUGGAUGAUAAAAAUGCACUUUGUGGCUUUAAUCUUUCAUGUCAGAUGCCUGCUGGAAAAGUAUUUGGAUACACAGGAGAAUUUAGAAGCGGAGGAGUUUGUGAUAGUUAAAGAAAACACAAGGAAAGGACAUGUGGCCAUUUUCAGUGUGUGCCAUUCCGAACUUUUCAGUUAUAUUCAUCUGUUUGUACAUUGGCAUUUUGCACCCUUUAAAAUCUUACAUUUGUGAAGAUC
Molecule: messenger RNA, 3200 nt
Organism: Protopterus annectens (West African lungfish)
Lineage: Eukaryota; Metazoa; Chordata; Ceratodontiformes; Protopteridae
Gene: KEAP1
Product: kelch like ECH associated protein 1
Molecular function (GO): protein binding
Source: RefSeq, a predicted model, not a curated record